Messenger RNA from Rhagoletis pomonella (apple maggot), 1940 nucleotides. Its product is annotated as mitochondrial sodium/calcium exchanger protein-like. The transcript has 10 exons. Bases 1 to 1392 code for a protein of 463 amino acids. The record is from RefSeq and is a predicted model, not a curated record. Lineage: Eukaryota; Metazoa; Arthropoda; Insecta; Diptera; Tephritidae. Gene Ontology annotation, biological process: monoatomic cation transport; transmembrane transport; intracellular calcium ion homeostasis. Gene Ontology annotation, cellular component: membrane. Gene Ontology annotation, molecular function: calcium:sodium antiporter activity.
AUGGAAUUUAUGGAAUUUUCAUAUUUUGUUCCUGCCUUGAAAGUCGUAUCGAGAAUUAUGGGUCUUAAUGAACAUCUAGCAGGAGUAACGCUCUUAGCUUUUGGCAAUGGGUCCCCCGAUCUUAUAGAAGCUUUCUCAAACCUAGGCGGUGGCGAUCCAAUGUUCCCGGAUCUGUUUGGAGCCGGAGUAUAUGUGGUUCUUUUUGUUGCUGGUCUUAUAUUGCUAUUUUACCCAUUCGAGUUACAAUGGAACAAUGUGCUGAGGGAUGCGUGUUUCUUAAGUUUCGGAAUAAUAUAUGUUGACUACUGUUGCGUAUCAGAUGGAGUUGUCACACGCACCGAAGCCAUACCUUCAAGAGAUAUUAAAAACGAUUCUUCUGCCUUGUUAGCUGCGAAUCUCGUGAAAUUAGAACAACUACAAGCGGAGGCUGGCAUAGAAAUACUCGAUCGUACCUCACGAAUGUCCAUAGAUGUGAAUAUAACACGAACAAUGUCUUUUGAUGCUUUAUUAAAUGAACCCAAUAAGGAUCUAAUGAAGCAAUUCAUUGAAUCUUUAAAUCCCAUACAAAGGGUGGAGUGGCUGGAAAGUGGUUUUGCGGGAAAGAGUUAUCUUAUUGUCACAGCACCAGUAUUAUUUGUCCUACAGCUUUUUAUUCCCGUUGUGGACUAUGAACGAGAACGUCAUGGCUGGUCGAAAUUAUUGAACUCGAUCCAAAUCCCUUUUGUACCAUUGAUUGUAGUGUAUGCGCUGUCAACAAAUGUAUUUUUACUAGGCUUGCCACUUUGCUGUCACACUUUACCGAUUACCAUACCCAUAUCGUGCUAUAUGCUAUAUACAACACGAACCGAUAUUCCACCCAAUUAUCAUCAAGUCAUAGCUUUGUAUGGUGUUGCUUGUUCCAUUUUAAUAAUUUACUACUCGUCCAGUGAAUCCGUCGAAAUAUUGCGCGUCAUUGGCAUUGUGACCAACAGAAGCAACUCAUUCCUUGGAUGCACCUUACAAGCCUGGGGUAAUAGUAUUGGCGACUUGGUAUCAACCAUUGCUUUGGCACGCCAUGGAUAUCCGCGAAUGGGUUAUGCUGCUUGUUUCGGCGGUCCAUUUUUUAAUUCGAUUUCAUCAUUUGGAGGGGUUUUUAUAUACGAAACCUUUCGUAGCGAAACACCUAUAUCCGUUCCGCAAGGCAGCUUAGGCGAAAAUUGUGUAAUUUUCCAGUUUAUAGCUGCAUUAUCAGUUUUGGCAUGGUCCACUUUAACGAAUUUUUCCGCUCGACGGAGUAUUGGUGUCUUCAACUUCAUAUUAUAUGCAAUAUUUUUAGUUUUCGUGUUCUUGGGAGAAUUAGAAAUUAUUGAAACGUUCGCUCCUGAACAAGAAGAAGAAAUGCUGGAAUCGUAGAAAUCAACAAGGAAAAAGCUUUGCAGUUUUGAUGAGUAACUUUUGUUCAUAUCGCACAAAUACUUCAGAUGUGUAUUAACUCAAAAUGACCGGCUCGCCAGGAAAUGCUAAAAAACUAUUUUUACUUUACAUUCUUUCUACAAAUUACACUAAAAUUUUGCCCCAACUUUUUCUGAAUGUAAUAACUACGAUUGGAAUCGCUCAUUUUCCGAACCAGAUUUAACAGAUCCAUUUAAGCGUUCGAAUCGGUUUAACAUUAAACAUCCGCAUGAGUUUAUUUCCGUGGAUGAUUUAAAAUUUUUCAGGCGGAGGAAACACCCACCGGACCAACAUUCACGAAGCAAUAUUUGCCUGCAACCAAGUGAUGAACCAGCGCUUCCAUUUAGCUCCCUUAAAACUGAGUACAAGCGACAAUUUCGAGGUUUAUAUAACAAUUUAAGGCCGAUUCUUUUACGAAGAUCCACAUCAUUGCACUUUAAAGGCUUAAUGCAAAAUAAAUCUGAACAUCAGGAGCAAUUUCAUUGGUACACACCGGAAGACUUGAAGUA